Harpegnathos saltator (Jerdon's jumping ant) is the source of this 10802-nucleotide messenger RNA. It is a transcript of the gene Lrrk, whose product is annotated as Leucine-rich repeat kinase. Bases 429 to 7847 code for a protein of 2472 amino acids. Lineage: Eukaryota; Metazoa; Arthropoda; Insecta; Hymenoptera; Formicidae. Gene Ontology annotation, molecular function: ATP binding; protein binding; protein kinase activity. The record is from RefSeq and is a predicted model, not a curated record. Gene Ontology annotation, biological process: protein phosphorylation. The transcript is spliced from 3 exons.
UACUCGUUGCAUGCCGUUCGUGCAACGGUCUCGUUUGCAUCUCUCGGCUCAAUUACAGGAUCCGUCAGUCGUGCUGCGCGAUCAUCGCGCGCAAUGGUGUUUUGUUGUGGUUGGGGUAAUAUUUCGACUUGCAGUGAUGUCGACCACGAUGUGACUGCAUUUUUCCAACCUCGGCGAUACGUUCAAAGAGUGACACUCCGGUCCGGGCGCGCUCGGCGCCCACGCUGAUCCUAACCGAGGUGCGCCGAAUGAUGAAGGCUGAACGAUGCUCCGAAUAAACACCAUGCAACAUCCCAAAAAAGCUGUAUUGCUAAUGUAUCAAUUGUUCUAUACAUUUGAUGCAGAAGUCACUUUGGAGAAAACAGAACUGGAGGAAAUAAUAUGAGUAGGAAUAAUCAUGUAAUGAAAUCAUAAAUAAAAUUUUCUCCAUGGAGGACUACACGCCGAUUGACGAGGAUUUCCCGGGUCGGUUACUGCACCAAGCCGCACUCUGGGACAAUGCCGAACUGCUAGAGGACCUUCUACGCGGCGAGCACGCGCAGUACAUCAACAGCAAGGACUCCUGGGGCAGGACACCAAUGCACGCCGCAGCGAUCACAGAGAACUCCCGAUGUCUGGACGUGUUGCUGACCGCUAGUGCCGAUCCGAACAUUACCUGCGGCCCUCGGGGUCAUCACAGGACACCAUUGCAUGUGUGCGCGGAGCACGGUCAUGCGGGCAACGUGGAAAGACUACUCAACUACAAUGCGGACCUCAUGAUCCGUGACGACGACGGCCUGAAGCCACUCGACAUUGCCGAGAAGGGCAAGCACGAUUCCUGCAUUCGCCUACUGAAAACGGCGGCUGAGAAGUAUGAGUUAGCCAAACAAGCGACCCAUGCUUCUCUGCGCGCGGCUUGUAUCCAAGGCGAUACCGUGGCCGCUAGGAACAUCAUACAGGGCCUGUCCAAUGACCUGGAAUGCGUAGUAAACAUGGCGCCGAACGGCGCCAACACGCUGCUCUUCGUGGCCUGCGAGAGCGGUCACAAGGACAUCGUGCGGCUACUGCUGGAUCACUGCGCCGAUUGCCGGAUCCACCCGGUCACCAAGUAUUGUCCGCUCUACAUAGCGUGUUACCAUGGCAAGGUGGAAGUCGUUGACCUGCUGUUACGCCAUUUCCCCAAGCAGGUGCAGAUAUUCACAGUGGAACGUUGGCUGCCGAUCCACGCCGCCGCUAUAAACGGCCACUACUUGGUGGUCGACGCGCUGCUCAAGUUCGAAUAUCCACAACACGUCUAUCAACGCUACCGAGAUCCGUCCGGCGAGUUCGAGUACGAAUUGCCGUUCGACAUCAACGCGCAGGACGUCACCGGCCAACACGUUCUAUACAUAGCUAGCAUGCUGGGAAACGUCAGGUGCGUCGAGCUGCUGUUAGGCUACAAGGUGAAGGCGAGAACAAUGAAAGAGGAGGACGCGAGUGGUACGCAGCAGUUACCAGUGUCCAAGCGCAAGAUCUCCAGCGGUAUCCAGAGGCUCAUGUCCUCGUUGAACUUCCGUAGUAAAGCAACCACGGACAAAAAGGACGAUAAAAUGAUAUAUCCAGUGAAUCUGGAUCUCUACUGCAACAACAACAGCGAGACAUCGCUUCACGCGGCCGUCAGGGGCAGGCACACCGACGUGGUGAACGCCCUCCUGCAAGCUGGAGCAAAUCUGGAAUUACCGGUCAAGAUCCCAUACGAUCAGAGCGAUCCGGAUGGCAGUUAUUCGAACGUACUAACGAUUGCAUGCCAGAAUCGCGACAUAAAGAUCGCAGAUUUGCUACUGAAGCAUGGCGCGGUCGAUAACGAGUGCAAAGCUCUAAAGAUCGCCGCCCAGAAUCGCGACGAGGCGUUGACCGCGAAGUUGCUCUCGAUUAAGGCACACCCGGACUCCGAGUACAAAAUUAACAAGAAAGCUAUGACGGAAUGCACGCAGAGCUCGCACUUCUCCGCCCUGUCGUCCUUCGGCCACGUCACGUAUUCCGCGUUGUUUCCCAAGACGCCUACCAUGAUCAACUGGCAUAACCAGCAGUGCCACUUGUCGCAGAUCCGGCUGCAGUGGCUGAUCGACGCAGUGCUGCACGUGAACAAGAAAUUGAGCCCACGCAACAACGACCUGGUUCUUUACGCCAUCACGAGAAUCGACAUCUCCCACAACUCCAUUACCUCCGUGCCGUCCACCGUGUUCUACCUACAAAGUCUGAGAUACCUCAACAUGGCGCAAAACAAGAUCGACACUCUCGUGGCUGACUCGAAGAAUCCCAAGGACAAGUUGUGCCCGGUUCUCGAAGAGAUGUAUCUGCAAGACAAUCGACUGGAGCAAUUGCCGGAGUUCAUAAUGAACUUGCCGACGCUGGAGAUCAUGGACGUGUCCAAUAACAAACUGCAGUGCUUGCCGCAGAAUCUAUGGCGUGCACCCAAGCUCAAAGAGCUGAACGCGUCGUUCAAUCUUCUGCGCGAUUUGCCGAGUCAGGCGUCGCAGAACGUCUUGAGAAAGCGCGACGAUGGUCAACCGAACGGCGCCAGCUGCCGCGGACUAGUAGCUGCCGCUAUGCCGCGGGUGGAGUCCAUGGAGUUCGAUUCGUUCACGAAGAUCGCGAACGCGCAGGUGAUCGAAAUGGAGCGGCCGCACGUGUGGACUAGCUCAGUGCAGGUGUCGGAGAAGAUGAGCGACGACACGGAGAAUGGUAACAAGUCGGUGUUGACGUCGUUGAAUCUGGCGCACAACCUGUUCAACAGUAUCCCGGUGGCGUUGCCGUGUUUGGCAGUAAGCUUGGUGCGUUUGAACAUGGCUUACAACUCCCUGCGAUCCAUGAGCCACAUCACCUCAUACCCUGCGAGCCUCAAGCAACUGGACUUGUCGAACAAUCAGAUCACACGCUGGCCUAGUCUGCCGCAGAUAGACAGUUCCGACAGCAUGGAGCAGGCGAAUACGGCCUGCUACUGCCCGGCGACGAACGCGCAGUCACCUAUCGUGCCUAGCAACCGGCAGACACCCACGUCGAUGCGCGACAUUGUGCUGCAGUCGGUAUGCACGCACAGGCGGCAUUUACGGCUGGAGAAUCUACGCACGCUGAUAUUAGCGAACAAUCUAUUGAAUCGCAUCCAGCUGACGUCAGUGGACGACGGUGAAAUGCCGAGCUUUGAAGACGAGAACGUCGACAAGGACUCCAAAACCUCAGGAGGACCAUCCGGCUCUAAGUCGUACCUACUUUUCCCCAACGUCAGCAUGCUGGACAUUAGUAACAAUCAGCUAAGGGAAAUCCCGCACAACAUCUAUGAGUUAAGCAACCUGUCGGUGUUGAACAUCAGCGGCAACAACGAGAUCGUCGAGCUCCCGCCGCAGAUGGGUCUGCUGGGGCGGCUGUGGAACCUGAACACGCAAGGCUGUCGAUUGCAGGAACCACUCAAGUCAAUGAUCGAAUCAAAGAAGUACAAAACGAUGGAUGUGAUCGGUUACCUCAAGUCGAUCUUGGAGGACGCGAAAGCAUAUGCGCGUAUGAAGCUGAUGAUCGUUGGUAUUCAGGGAAUCGGCAAAACUAGUUUGCUGGAACAAUUACGCCAAGAGGGUGAAGUACCGAAUAAGAAGAAAGCGUCCGAGCAUUGGGCCAAGCGAAUGGGUAACAAGAACAUUAACGCCAAGACCGCCAAAGGCACAACCAUCUCGACAGUAGGUGUGGACAUCGGUGAUUGGAUCUACGAGAAGAAAGUGCGCGGACAAUCAUCUCACGGAGCGGUCUACUUCAGAACCUGGGAUUUCGGCGGCCAGAGGGAGUACUAUGCGACACAUCAGUAUUUCUUAUCGAAGCGCAGUCUGUACUUGGUCGUGUGGAGAAUAACGGACGGCUUCAAGGGCGUCUCGGAGAUCUUCCAAUGGUUGGUGAACAUCCAAAGCAGAGCACCCAACUCGCCAGUCAUCAUCGUCGGCACUCACUACGACGUCUCCUAUGAGCACAGCGAAGGUCUGCAGCAGUAUAUUCGCGACAAGUUCAUCAACGUGGUAGACGCCGAGAAGUGCGGUUUGCCUAAAGUCAUGGAGACCAUCGAAGUGAGCUGCAAGACACGCCACAACAUCAAAAUGCUGUGCAAUCUCAUCUACGAUGUCGUGUUCAGUCUGAGGUCGCCCGGUAGCAAGGAGCUCUUGCUGGAGCAGAAGGUUCCAGCGAGUUAUUUGGCUCUGGAGGACGUGGUAAUCCAAUUGGCGCAUGAUAGGAAGCUAUCCGGUUUAGACCCGGUGCUGAAGGCUGAUCAGUAUUAUGCAGCGGUUAACAACGAACUCCAAAAGCUGCACAGAUCCUUCAGGGAUCCCGCCGAGCUGCACCAGGCGACGCUCUUCCUCCACGAGAACGGUAUAAUCUUGCAUUAUGACGACGCCACGUUGAAGGACCUGUACUUCUUGGACCCGCAAUGGCUCUGCGACAUGCUCGCUCAUGUGGUCACCAUACGGGAGAUCAAUCCAUUCGCUCGAUCUGGGAUAAUGAAGCUGGACGACAUUCAGCAUGUGUUCAAGUCUUCUACAAUCUCGUCAAUUGACACACAGGGCUACAUCGUCAACUUGCUCAAUAAAUUCGAGGUUGCACUUACGUGGGAUUGCCGCACGCUGUUAAUACCGUCCCUCUUGCCGACCGAGGAAGAUAUCCUGCGUAACAAUCAGAUUAUUAAAGUGCCGGUGAAGACACGUGGUUGGCAUGUACGCGCGAAGAAAAUCACGUCGCCGAUGUUCGCAUGUCUCGGCGCGCCCAGCGACAAAAGCAACGCCGAGUGCGUGCUCACGUCGAGAUCGCAGCCGGAUUGCUCCGUCACGAGAUUGCUUCUGAUGUCAUACUUCCCAAGCGGCUUCUGGUCCAGGCUGAUCACCCGAAUCUUGGCCGACGAUGCCAUCGUCGAAAUUGUUAUGUCGUUCUUAGCACCCUUCAAAGAUUUCGUCGACGACAACAUUUUCGCGAGUCUAUUGGACUUGCAGGCGGAAUGGGUGCUUUGGCAGACGGGAAUCGAAUUACGGUACUCUGGAAUAACCCUGCUACGCCUCAAGGAAGUCUACUACAGUCUGAAGAACUCACCGUACGAUUAUCGGCAGUUUAAGUUCAAGCUGAAGCAGGACGGCAUAUGGUGCACCGUGGAUCUGAAGAAUUCCGCUAUAUUGGAGAUCUGGUUUCCUGUAGACACCUUGGUGAUCAAGCAACCUAUCAUGUCCGAUUCGGUGGACGAGGAGCCGAUGGGCUACCAGGCGAUCGUAGUGGAGCCACGGCCAGAAAGUAUGCCGCAGUUGAUGGCAUUGAUCGUGGAUCAUAUUGAUAUCCUGUUGGAAGACUGGUACCCUACUUUGGGCACUCGUUUCGUCCACACGUCGGAGGGCAAGCUGCUAGUGACGAGGCUCAUACCGUGCCCACGUUGUCUUCUCGGCAACACCGACGGCAACGGCGAGAGUGAGUCAAGCGACAGCGACCGGUUGAUCGAAGACAUUCAAAAGUAUUGUGUGAACCGCGAGCGACAAAGCCAAGACAGCUACAAAUCCGACGGCGACAGCGGUGUAGGCUACGACAGUCUCACGUCCAGCAGGAUGCCGUCUCUGGAGGGACAUCCAGAUAUGUCCAGGCAGAGUUCGCAUUCCGAAAAUACUCUCGCAUACUCUUGGAUGGUGGAAGAGUGCAUACUAGCGGCGUACAGCAAUAAAUCCAUCAGCUGUCCUAAGCAUUCGGAGAUUCCCUUGUCGCAUGUCGCACCUGACAUCAUCUUUAUGGAUCUCGGCACGAAGCAUCUCAUCAAGUCGGAAGAUUUGAAGAGAGGCAAGUUGCUGGGCCGCGGCGCCUUCGGCUUCGUCUUUCGUGGUAGCUGCCGGCUACCAGGUACCCACGUGAGGGCCGACGUGGCCAUCAAGAUGUUGCAGCCGGUCUCACCAGGUCCCAAUUCCAAGCAGUCAGCGAUCUUGGCGUACAAGGCAUCACAGAGCAAAUGGGACCGCGACCCGUUGCAGUACGCUUGCAAAGCUUACUGUAUGGCUCGUCAAGAGCUUAAUAUCUUGUUGACGCUUAGGCACGCCAACAUCGUGCCACUCAUCGGCAUAGUGGUCAGCCCGUUGGCUCUCGUGCUGGAUUUGGCCCCACAAGGUGCGUUAGACGGUGUGCUGAAGAACUAUCGUCGUUCUGGCGCCAAGCUGGAUCCGUACACGCUCCAGGCGAUAAUUCUGCAGGUCGCCAAGGCGGUGGAAUACUUGCAUCAGCAGCACGUCAUCUACCGCGACCUUAAAUCCGAGAACGUACUGGUGUGGCAGAUGCCGUUACCAUUCCAAGAGAUUCCAGAGCCGGUGCACGUGAAAGUGGCCGAUUACGGUAUAUCGAGGCUAACGUUGCCCACCGGAGCCAAGGGUUUCGGUGGUACUGAAGGCUUCAUGGCGCCUGAGAUCAUCAAGUACAACGGUGAAGAGGAAUACACCGAGAAAGUAGACUCGUUCUCCUUCGGUAUGUUCAUCUACGAAUUGGUGACGCUGCGCCAGCCGUUCGAGGGCCACGAGGCGGUGAAGGAGUGCAUACUGGAGGGCGGUAGGCCGCCGCUCAUGUACCGUGAGACCUUCCAUCCAUGUUACGCGCUCGAUCUGAUGGUGAUAUGUUGGGCGCAGAAUCCGAAGGACCGACCGACCGCCAGCCAAAUCGUCUCGAUCGCGUCCGCACCCGAGUUCACACAUCUGAUAGACGUCACCCUGCUGACGGAACGCACGCAGGUGACUGCAGUCACCAUGACGAGCCGCGGUGCGGACGAUAGUCUGAAUGGCGACGAGAUCUGGUUCGGUCACAAUAACGGCGAGGUGGACAUGCUGCUCGGCACGCAGAAGGGCUGGUUGCGCCAUGUGCGGAUCGAGACACCCGUGAUACCGUACGCGAUGUGUGGUUUAGACGGCUACAUCUGGAUCGGCGACAACACCGGUCAGGUGCAUGUCUAUCUAUGCGGUAACUUCGGCUGUGUAGCCAGUUACAGUCUGGAGACGGAUAAUGCGAGGGAAUCCAAGGUGGUCGGGCUGACCCACCUGGAGCAAUUGAAGCAGUUCGCCGUGGCGUUGCAUAGCGGUAGGAUCUGUCUGUUAUCCGACACGUUCACGCAGAUGAAACGGACAGAAAUCGCUAGUGAGGCGCGCAACGACGUUAAAACCUACUCGCUGGCGGCAGUUUGCCGGAAGAGGCGCUUACUAGAGCUUUGGGUGGGCCAAAGCUUUGGUCGGGUGUCCGUCUACACGCUGAAGGACGGUAAUCUCAUAGACACGGUGCAACUGUCGCACGGAGGUGGCGGUGGAGGCAGCGGCAGCGGCAGUAGCAGCGGUGACGCUGCUAUGAGGAACCUCUUUGCCACGUACUUGACCAGCGCAGCCGAGAGUUUCGUCUUCUCGUAUACGUAUCCGGGUUGCGUGGUGUAUCAAUGGGACGUGGACAGCCGGCAAAUCGUUAACAAGCUCGACAUGUCGAAGCUAGUACCGUGCUCGGAAAGCCUCAAGUCGAUCGCCAUCGAGGAGAACCUGUCGACGGAGAAGUGCCAAGUGACUGCGCUCGAGGCCAACGCCAGUCAAUUGUACAUCGGUACCACCUGGGGCUGCAUCGUCGUCGCCGAGUGCAACACUCUACGGCCCGUCACUGUGUUCCGGCCGUUUGAGGGCAAAGUCUGCCAGAUCGUGUCUUUCAGGUCCGCCGACAAGAAGAAGGUGGUGCUGGCUACAGUCGGCCAGGGCUACCGCAGCUUGAUCUCGCGGUACACGGACUUCCCGCUCAAGAGCCUCGAAAGUGAAGAACUGAAGCACGGCAUGUAUACCCUGCUAUGGCGAUCGGAGAACUGGUCGGCGGCUUGAUCCUCGCGGAGAGUCUAAGGCUCGUGUUCUCAUUCGCGUCUAACGGUGUGUUUCGCGUUUUACAUAACUGUCCGAUUUUAAUGACGAGGCACGCGUUUGACGACGCGCAAAUUCAGGACGAUCUUGAAUUCUGCUCAGAUGUCGAACAGAUAGACCUAUUACUCUUUUUUCUUGCCGCUUAAAAGUGGCUGAUGAGGAUCUAUAAAAGAUUUUUACAAAUAUGGAGAGACUGUAAAAUAUUAAUACAUAUAUAAUUUGUUGAUAUCAAACAUUUUGUUAUGUAUUAUGUACUUUAUGUUCGUUUAUCUAUUUUAUAUCUAUGCGGAAUAUCAGAUUUUCCUUGUAACUUGCGCGUAUUGCCGAACAUUCUAUGUGAGCUUUAUUUAUUUUAUAUAAAGACGACAGAGAGUCAGUGCACAUACACAGUGACAUAAGAUAAGAAUAGACUGCAUUUAGCAUUGUGCGCGCGAUGAACAAAUGGACCUGGGUCCAAUUUGGCUCUCCGUUACGAGAAAAUAUGACAAAACGAAGUUCCCACUGUAGCGAGAUAUACGGUCACAAUGUGCCAAUGUGCAAAGUGUUAGGAUUCGCUACAAUGAAACUUCUUGAAAUUCCAUGUAACGGGGUUGCGAGACUUCCCUUUACGGCGGCGCGAUAUGCGGAUGUGCUUAACGGUGCGGGUUACGACUGACUAUGCUUGAUGAAUCUUAUACGUCCAAUACAAGUAUAGUACGCAGUGCAAAGAGUGUUCGAUAUGACAUAAGCAUGACUCAAGGCUCUAUGUGCAAAUAACGCAAAUAACAUCGUAAAAUCUAAAAGAGGAUAAUCUCACAGAUUUCAAAAUCUCGACUUUUCUUGGAACAUGAAGCUUAUCGGACACUCUAUCUAUUGCGUCACAUAGUGUGUAAGCAAGAUCCUUAGUUCGUCCAGGAUGCAGGAAUUAUUGAACCAAAUGUGUAAGAAAUAUCCUUAUUUUGUAUAAAACUAAAUCCUAAAUGAGCAAUCUAACGACGUCUCGGAAGAUAUUUUCUCGUUUGAUUUAACUAUCGAUGAACGUUAGGAAAAUCAUGAUACGUAUUUAGACAUUCAAGUAUUCCUCUCUCUGGCAAUUGAGAUUGACGAAAUGACAAUUUUAAGAAUGGAAGAAGCGGAAAUGAUUCUGAUAUUAAACGCGACUUGUCUCAUGUCACGUGAGAAGAAUAUCCCGUCAAAUAAUAUUAAUAUAAUUCAACUGUUUUAGAUAUUAAAGAGAUAUUUUUAGGACUGUCGAUCGAUUUUGAUAAUAUCGUUAAUGAUAAGCUUCAGUAAAUUUGAGCUGUUAACGGUAAUCUCGAGAUAAUUUCUAGAUCACGCUAUCUUUCCCUGCGAUCCAACUACAUCACGUCCAAAAGAGUAUCACUCGAGUCUCGAAGAUGAAAGGUUGUGGGAUAAAUUGUAUAAUUAUAUAUUAGCGUUGUGUUAUUGUAUAAUGCAAUAGGAAUAUAUAAGCUGUCCGCGAUCGGAUGCUAGAAGUAUUUUGCUCAAUCGAGUCAUUCAAUUUCCACUGACGAUUUAAUUAUUAUAUACGAGAUGUUUCCCAAAUAACUAAUGUGAUAUAAGACACUCAGCGGAAAGAGAAAAACGCAAGAUAUUGCCGAAACUAGUUACGCUACUUUUUAACUGGCUCUCUAAUUCGUUUCGUUUUCAACGAAGAGCUUUUCAGAAAACUGGCCAAAAAUGCUGUUUGCUUGAUAAAGAAUCGAUUCUCUUUUUUUGAUACGUAAACUGCAGGAUAGUUCUUAUAAUAGUUUGUACCAACUAAGCGAGAGAGAGAGAGAGGGGGGGGGUAAGUGACGUAAUGAGACGUAAGUGAGUAAUGAGAUUCACAUGUCGAGAUUGACAUAUCGUACUUCCAGGAUAAGACUGACGCAAUUGAGAUGAAUAACUAAAUCUUCCAUCAAGAAAAUGUCAUCAAGUAUCAUCAUUCUGUUAAGGAAAAAUAUAUAUUUUAUUUUAGAUAAGAGAAUAGAAUUUUAAAAAAUUCAAGAAUGUCUAAUUGACUAAAUACAAAAAAAUAUAUUAGUUUCUUAUUCUCGUGAUAAUUCGCCGUUUUAAAUUGCGUUAGUCUUACUCAGAAGAUACGAUACUUGUGUUACGGAAUAAAAGUACCGAUGCUCGAUUUUUUCAAUGUUUCUCAAAUACUCAUUAGGGAAUGUUAAAUGGAAUAAGUAACGUUAAAUUGAAAUUGUUGAUUUCUAACAGCUACAUUUCUCUUUAAUAUAAAUGAUAUUUUUAACAGAUAUCAACAAAACAAGAUGAUAUUUAAAGAGAUAAUUAUUCGUUAAUUGGUCACAAGCCGGAUAGUGUCUCGAAUAAAUGUGAUAAAAUCGAUCAUGAGUCCUUUUAUCGUGUGCAAUAAAUAUACGAUGUUUAUGGCUUGCUACGUUCCUGAAUUUGGAAUGUUCGGUAUAUUAAAUAGCUUUAAUUUAUAUAUAUAUAUAUAAAUAACAUAUACAUAUUGGAUUUAUUUAUACGAGAUAAAUUUGCGUACCUUUUAUACUUAUUUUUAAGUUACUUGUACCUGCAAAAAGCGCAUGUGAAGCGAAUUAUAGUGAUAUACAGCGCAGCUUGUAUCCUUUGUUUCUUAACAUGUCAACUAUUAUUACAAGCUAGGAAUUAUAUAUUGUAGUAUACAACAAACUCGAGAUUAUAUUGUCAAAUACGUCUCAAAGUGCGAUGAGUGAUUAAUACUAUAAAGGAAAGGAAAAAGUACUAGUUAUUACAAUAUGAUAGAAGAUUUUACGAUUGAUCUCUGUACAUUAGAAACGUCAGUAAUUAGAGUAAUUUUACGUUCACUCAUCAUAAAGAUUCUCGUGGUUUAUCAUUCCUUAUUCACUACAGCGUGUUAUAACUUUGCCGAGAUUCAUUGUUACUUAAUAUAUUGAUUGUCACGAAAUAUAAACUGUUGUUGAACAA